Messenger RNA from Cryptosporidium ubiquitum, 795 nucleotides. RefSeq names its product articulin. The transcript has a single exon. The coding region runs from base 1 to 795 and encodes 264 amino acids. Lineage: Eukaryota; Apicomplexa; Conoidasida; Eucoccidiorida; Cryptosporidiidae. The record is from RefSeq and is a predicted model, not a curated record.
AUGUCAGGAAAGAAUAAUAAUGGAGGAAAUACAGAUAGAGAUUCAGAUUUGGGAUCGAACGAAUACCAAUCUACAAAAAAAGUUGAAAGUAACAUAGUCGAAGUACCAGAGUUGCAUUUCCACGAGAAAUAUUCGGCUAUAGAUAUUCCUGUAGUACAGGAGAAGAUUAGAUACGAAACAAAAGAGGUUAUUCAAGAAAGGGAAGUACAUGUAGUGAAGCCAGUUGUGAAAGAGAAAAUAGUUGAAGUUCCAAAAUAUAAAGUUGUAGAGAAGGUCGUUGAGGUUCCCCAGGUUAUUGUUCAAGAAAAGUUGAUUGAGGUUGAAAGAGUAGAAGUUACUACUAAAAGCCGAAAUCCAUCAAGGCCAAUAAGCCCGGUGGAAAAGAAACAAUUAGACAUUGUUACACAAUAUCGUCAAGUUCCAAAACCUGUAGAAGUUCCUAUUGCGUUUUACUCGGCGAUUCCAGUCCCUAUUUUGAUAGAUAGAGCAGUUCCUGUUCCAAUGGAGUUACAAAUCAUUCAAGAUAUAUUAUGUCCAAAGAUUGAAGCAAUCUAUAAGGACAUUCCUAUUCCAGUUCCAGUUAAGAGAACCAUUGAAAAGCCAGUACCAAUUGGUCUAUAUGAUCAACCAGAACUUCUCCAGAAAUACUUACAUGAUCCAAAUGAGCCAUUACCAAAUCCUGUCGCAACCUUAGAACACAUGGCUCAGCAAGCAUCUAUGGCUGCUGCAUUAAACCAACAAAACAUGAUGCAAAUGAUGCAACAACAGAACAGUGUACAAGAGCCUCAAGAGUAA